GCAACCCAAUUUAUUUCUUACACAAAGCUUUUGAAAAUUUUACUGCUUACAGAGGUCCCUAUAAAAUCCUUAAGUCCAGAGUUUCCCCUACACUGGAAUUGGUUGAGACCAUCUUGCAACAUCAUCUUGUUUUUGUCUAGGAAUGCACUUUUUUAAAUAUUAAACUAGGAAGUUUCUGUUUUCCCAAAUUUAACCUUACCAUCAUUGUUAGCAUCCAUAGAGACCUCAACCUGGAGAAUUUCGUAGUCACAAGACCUUUCUAGAUGCCUAGGUCAUUUUGUCGAGCACCUUGGGUGCGUGACCAGAAUUGACAUGGUUUGAAGAUUGCAUUGGAGACUCUCCUUCUAUGCCCAACUAACAUGUCUAGCAGACCCCUAGUAAACCUAUUAGCCACCCUAUGGAGUCUUAGCUCUAACCUAAGUCCCUGGCUGGUAGUAGCAUUUCGUCGAACGGUUGGCGUGCAUUCUCUGGGCACGAGCAGAGCGCACGUAUUGCAGCAGCUGCAACCGAGCCACCGCGUCCUCCUAGCCCGCCCUUUUGGCCCUUGCUCACCGCGUAGAGUCGCGCUCCGUCCCUUCCCUCUCGCCAAAGUCAAUCGGCCUCCUCCUGGAGCAGCACGGCCUUGCCGGCCAUCGAGGCCAGCAGCGUGUGCUGCGGCAAUGGCAAUGCAGCUCUGUCUUCUGCCAUGGCCAGCACCGCCCAUUUGCUCCCCGGGCGCCACCUGCCCUGGACCCCCAAUUUGCGACAUACCAUUACUGCCCAGCUCCGUUGCCGCCUCUGCUGCCCUCUACCGUCUCCAGGAAGUGUCGCCAUCGUUCUUAUCCGAGACCGCCGCGGGAACUGACACUCCACGGCUAUAAAUGGAGCCCCCAAAGCGUCAUUGCAGACCACAAGUACCCUAGAGACCGUAGCAAGGCUUCCCUAGCCCGAAUUUGACCGAUUGGCAUCAUCUUCCCUGGUUCCGAAGAGCUUCGUCCGUCGCAGUCCCGGUCGAAUUCGACCAAGGCAGGGCUCUUCUCGCCUCUUCCGCGCCACCAUCCGCCUUGCCCCGACCUCGUGGAGACACCCCCACCUUCCAGCCUCGACCAGGAGCCACCUAGCCAAGAUGUCCCUUCUGCCUAAAGCCGUCGCCGCCUCGCAGCUUGCCGCCGGCGAUUCCUUCCACCCCUCUGGUCACGGUGACCACCUGGAGGACCAGCCCGAAGGGAUGGAUCCAUUCACGCCCUCGGAAGAACCCAAGGAGGUGUCGUCCGCCAGCGAGGACCGCGGGAGCCAUGCCUUCCCAUCGGAUGGAGGAGGAAGACGACAGGUUGACCGUAGUCAAACCUGCAGGUUAUGGAGAGAGGAGCAAAAACUACAAAAGUUUUGGAGUGCAGCCUACCUCUCUACACUUGGAAGGAUUGAAAUGCAUCGGGCAGCAGUCACAUCUUCCAACCACACAUGUCUACCGAAUAGGAUCCGAUAAGAGUUGGUGUGUUGUGGAGACACGACCUUGGGACUGACAUCUCGUGGGAUGAGAGUGGUCAACGGGGCAUGUUGGGGUACGAGAGGUAGUGACUCUGUCUGAGGUAAUAAAACAUUUUGAUUGUGCUAAUCAUGGAGGGAAUAAUUUAAACCUCCCGAGUUGACCGCAGAUCGAGUCUUGUCAGUGUGUCACCUUAACCCUUCAUGCUGCCACAGGUCUUCUGAAAGGGAAUAUUGUUUAGUAGGUCGUAAACCUAUUACAGGGUACACACCAAGGAAAGAGGCCGGUAUGAAGGUAUCCGGGGCACUGGACUAAAUCCAGUCAUCUGACCAGGGGGCAUGGGUGUUUCCAGUCUCGGACCGAGAGGAGAAGAGCUCUCCCCUUGUAGCGCGCAAUAUAAAUUUGAUCCCAUGCUAGUCGAGGUUGGAGCCUCCCCGUCUUAUGAUUCUUCUCUGGCAGCGUAGUCCGAGUGAUAUCGGUCCUCGCGGGAGAAAAAUGGAUGUGUAAUGGUUUUGAGUGUUUACUUCUAAAAUACCGUACGCAGGGUUAGUCUGAGUGACUAUCAAAAACCGCAGGUUGUGGGUAAAGAGUACACCCUCUGCAGAGUCAAAACUAUUCGAGUAGCCGUGUCAACGGUCA
Hordeum vulgare subsp. vulgare (domesticated barley) is the source of this 2104-nucleotide messenger RNA. RefSeq lists its product as uncharacterized. Lineage: Eukaryota; Viridiplantae; Streptophyta; Magnoliopsida; Poales; Poaceae. The record is from RefSeq and is a predicted model, not a curated record. The transcript has 3 exons. The coding region runs from base 1106 to 1465 and encodes 119 amino acids.